CUGUUAGCCGGGUCGGAGGGAGGAUGUUCGUCGCUCCUCCUCUGUGCCCUAGUGUUGUGUGGACCAUUAUCAGCCCCCAUUACCUCCCCAUCCCAGCCACCCACUAGCGCAGGGAUCUAGUGUAUAUAGUGCUAGUUAUUGAUGCUACACGCCCCUCCUGGCCGCCGCAAUGGGGGACGAGUCCAGUGUGAGAGUUGCAGUCCGGAUCCGGCCGCAGAUUGCCCGGGAGCUGAUCGACAUGUGCCGGGUGUGCACCAGCGUGACGCCUGGGGAGCCGCAGGUGUGGCUGGGCUCCGACAAGGCAUUCACCUACGACUACGUGUUCGACCAGCCGGCGGGGCAGAGCGAAGUGUAUGAUACCUGUGUGGAGGGCCUGGUGGAGGGCUGCUUCGAGGGCUACAAUGCCACCGUGCUUGCCUAUGGACAGACGGGCUCAGGCAAGACGUACACGAUGGGCACGGGCCUGGAGGUGGAGGGGGACGUGGCGGGCGUGGGCAUCAUCCCCCGGGCGGUGGAGCAUCUGUUCAGGGGCAUCGAGGAGAGAAGGGAGGCCGCCCGAGCCACUGCCACCACGCCCCCAGACUUCAAGGUCACGGCACACUUCAUGGAGCUGUACAACGAGGAGAUCAUUGACUUGUUCGAACCUGGAUUUAAGGGAUCAAGCAAGGGCGGCAUCAGGAUACACGAAAACUCUGAUGGGGGUAUCUACGUCACGGGCGUCACCACCAGGAACGUCACAUCGCUAGAGGAGACGAUGCAGUGCCUAAGGGCCGGUGCUCUCUCCCGUACCACAGGCUCCACCAACAUGAACACUCAAUCCUCACGCUCUCACGCCAUCUUCACGCUCCUUGUCCGCCAGCAGAGAAUUGCCCCCGUCACCCAGGUAAGAGGGGGGAGUGGGGAGAGAGGAGAAGGAGGAGAAGGAGGAGGAGGAGGAGGAGGACAGCCGCCAGAUGGCAUCCCAGAGUUCGAGACACUGACAGCCAAGUUUCAUUUCGUGGACCUGGCUGGCUCCGAGAGGCUGAAGAGAACAGGAGCCACGGGGGAGAGGGCCAGGGAGGGUAUCUCCAUCAACUGUGGUUUGCUGGCCCUCGGCAACGUGAUCUCAGCCCUGGGGGACGUGAGCAAGAGGGCGUCCCACGUGCCCUACAGAGACUCAAAGCUCACUCGCCUCCUGCAGGAUUCACUGGGAGGCAACAGUCGCACCCUGAUGAUUGCCUGUGUCUCCCCGAGUGACACAGACUUCAUGGAGACGCUGAACACCCUGAAGUAUGCUAACCGCGCCCGCAACAUCAAGAACAAGGUGAUGGUGAACCAGGACAAGGCAAGCAAGGCCAUCGCCAUCCUGCGCCAGGAGAUACAGCAGCUCAGGGUGGAACUGAUGGAGUACAAGCAGGGCAAGAGGAUAGUUGGGGAGGACGGCUCAGAGGCUGUAAAUGACAUGUACCACGAGAACCAGAUGCUGUCAUCAGAGAUCACUAACAUGCGGACGAGACUCAAGGCUCUGCAGGAGACGGUGGAGGUGCUCACUGCAAAGAACACGGCACUGCUGGCGGAGAAGGCGACCAGCGGAUGGAUCACAUCGGGUGAGGGGUCAGACAUGGCAGCAGUGAUCCAGGGGUACCUCAAGGAGAUAGAGGAGCUGCGGGCCAAGCUGUGUGAGAGUGAGAACCUGUGCCAGCAGCUGAGGAAGCAACUCAACAACCGCGCCAACAACCCUGCCAGGCUCUCCAUGUCCCCCCUCCACGUCCCCAUGUCAGGUUCAAUGUAUGAGUGUGUGGAGGAGGGCCAGACCUUCACCCAGCUGAUUGAGGAGGCCAAGCGAGACCUCCAACGCGACCUGCAGGAGGUGAAGAGGAAGAAGAGGACCUCAGGGGGCUCUGGGGGUGAGGACGAUGAUGAUGAUGAAGAGGAAGAGGAGGACAAUGAGGAAGAGGAGGAAGGAGAGAUGGAGGAGAAUUAUGAGAGCUCAGAUGAAAGUGGGGAGGAUAAAGAUGAGGACGACGACUCAGACUUGGAGGAGGAGGUUCCCAGAGAGAACUACAAUGAGGAACUUGCCGAGUUGACCAGCGAGAUCUCCAUCAAGCAGAAGUUGAUUGAGGGGCUGGAGCAGAGUCAGCGCCGCCUGGAGACCAUGAGGCACCAGUAUGAAGAGAAGCUUAAUGUCCUCAUGAACCGCAUCCGAGCCACGCAGGAGGAGAGGGACAAGGUGAUUGCCAACAUCAAGUCGAGCAGCCACGCUGGGGAUGACAAGGUGAAGGCGGUGAAGCAGGAGUACGAGAGGAAGAUCAACACCAUGCAGAAUGAACUGAAGAAGCUGCAGGCGGCACAGAAGGAGCACUCCAAGCUGAUGCGGGAGCGAGACCAGCAUGAGAGGCAGCUGAGGACACUGAAAGGAGACCUGGCUGAGAUGAAGAGGACCAAAGUCAGGCUGAUGAACAAGAUGAAGGAGGACAACACAAGAGCAAAGCAGGAGGAGCUCAAGAAGAACAAGGAGAUCGCCCAGCUGCGUAAGGCAUCCCGCAAGCAGGAGACCUACAUCAAGAGCCUGGAGGCAGAGAACAGGCUGAAGAACGUGGUGCUGAAGCGGAAGACGGAGGAGCUCGCAGUGCUGAAGAAGGCGCCUAGGCCGGGACUCAGUGGGAAGGCUUCUGGCAGGCUGAGGAGGAGGAUAGGAGCAGGAGCAUCGGCCGUCACGUUCUCCCCCAAAGUGGCCAAGCAGAAGUGGCAGACGCUGGAGCAAAACAUCAACAAGGUGGCAUACAACAAGCAGACAGUCAGCAGCAUGGAGCGUGACAUGGAGAGUGACUUAGUAAUGUCAGCAUGGCAGCUACACUGGGUGGUGGAGAGCUGCCUGAGUGUGCUGCUGGCACUGGUGGCAUUGGUGUCAGUGUUGUGGAUGACCUUCCGUCAUUGGUGGCUGCGGGAGAGGGAGUCACUGAGUCGGCAGCUGGAGCGAGUGAGGCGGAAGAGGGAGCGGGCAGACCCGACAGACAUGGCAUCUUACAACGACCUCAACGACCAGGUGGAGGCAUUGCGGGCGAACAUCGAUUACAUCCACGAGAACAUCCAGGAGUGUCAGGAUAACAUCAUGAGCAUGGAGGAGAGCAAGGAGCAGUCCGACCUGUUGAACAUGGAGGGGAUGACGACAGGGAUAGGGCUGGAGGAGUCCCAUUACCUCAUCCACAAGCUGAUCACCAUGACCGUCAGCCAGGCGACCCUCGCAGCACAGCGGCAGGCGGCCAUCUCGGAGCUGGAGGGAAAGAUGAAGCAGAUGGAGCAGACGACCAGCGUUCAGGAGCAGCUGCUGGCCCACGUAUUAGGGGACAAGGACCUGGAGGUGUACAGUCUCAUGUCCUCUCUAGUGGCAGCUGAGGACAACACUCCCGCCUCCACAGAGUCCUCGCGUUCCAACUCUCCUACUGAUGGCCUGAUGGAAACCUCUGCCACUUCGCUCGUCUCACUCGAUUCCCUAAAAAGGAGAGACAAGGCGCGACGCAAAACAGCCACCACUGAGGACAUGCUCUUCACCAACGGAGCAGAGAAGAACGGAAACCUCGGGGCUGUCUCCGCCUCCGACGCUGCCAACAUCGCCGCGUCAGGCCCAGCGUCUCUCCCAGAGCGCAUGACGACCGACCGCAUGACCGUCAGCCUUGGAACAGACCGCAUGAGCACAAGUCUCGAGGGUGUGCUCAGUGACGAGGGUCUAUUAAUGCCACCUCCUUCAUCAUCAUCUUCUGGUUCCCUGCGGCCAGUUCCCAGGGUCACCUCGGCGCCAAAUCCUCUCAAGAACCUGUUGACCCCUCGCCCUGACAAAGCCUCACCAGUCCUAAGCCGCAAGUCCUUUGAGCGAGCAGAAGUGACUUCCCCGCGCCUCGGCAGACGGUCGCUCACCUCCUUAAGCACCUCAAACCUAAAUUUUUCCCGGCAAAAUUCUGCGGACAACAAUCCGGAAUGCACCCCCCCCACCUCUCCCACCACCUACCGGCGCUCCACCUCACGGGAUGAAAAUGUCUUCUCCCGCCUCACCUCGGCCACUUCCUCCACACGGGAGACUCGGCCCAACACAGGAGUCAUCAACCCCCACGCUGGCAGGCUCCCCCAGGCAAGCCAGCGGUCAGUGCUUGCCUGCACACACGUGGCUCAGGGGCACUCCAAGGCGGUUCUGUCAGUCCAUGCCACUGACGGCCUCCUCUUCUCUGCAUCCAAGGACCGCACAGUGAAGGUGUGGGACUUGGUGCGGGGGCAGGAGAUCCAGUCCCUCGGCGGCCACCCCAACAAUGUCAACUGCGUGAGGUUCUGUGAGGCUCAGCAUACCUGCUUCUCCGUGUCCUCCUCCUUCAUCAAGGUGUGGGACAUCCGAGAGAACCCCGCCCGUUGUGUCCGAACGUUGAGCUCAGCAGGCCUCACCUCUGCCGGCUUCCCCAUCACCAGCACCCAGUCCCGCACGCUGCAGAUGCCGCCCGGGGAGACUCUCAUCACCGACAUCGCCAUCUCCACCGCCACCAACAUCCUCUACUCUGCCGCAGGGAACAUCGUCAGAAUAUGGGACCUGCGCAAGCACUCAGCAGUGGGCAAGCUGGCAGGGGGUCACCAGGCAGCUGUCAUGUGCCUGGCGGUGGACUCUACAGUGCCUGGCCAGGAUGUUGUGGCCACUGGCUCGAAGGACCACUACAUUAAGGUAUUUGACAUCACGGGCAGUCACUCUGGCCUGGUCAACCCUCGCCUCAACCUGGAGCCUCCACACUAUGAUGGCAUCCAGUCCCUCGCAUUGUAUGGGGACACCCUCUUCUCCGGCUCCAGGGACAUGUGCAUCAAGAAGUGGGAUCUGCAGCGUGGGGAGCAUGUACAGUCGCUCAACAAUGCACACAAGGACUGGGUGUGUGCGCUGUGCUUCACCCCUGGAGGACAGAUUGUGCUCUCAGGGUGUCGCGGGGGCAUGAUCAAGAUGUGGUCUGCUGAGAGCUGCCAGCUGAUAGGGGAGCUGCGGGCCCAUGCAUCCCCCAUCAACGCCAUCACCACCAAUUCCACCUGCAUCUUCACAGCCUCCAAUGACUGCACAAUUGGUAUGUGGAGGAUGCGCACCAGCUAUGAUGUGUCCCCAGAGCUGUCCGAUGCCUCCUGACCUGACCCAACCUGCAGGUGAUGAGAGGUGGGCCAAUGACCUUCUUCCUCGGGGAUAAACACUUCUAGUUCUUUUAGUUUCCGCGCCACACCUCAGGCCAGCUCUGCGGUGUGAGGUGCAGCUGUUGUGUACAUAUUAUUCAUGUACAGAUUUGUCCUUUUAAGUCUGUUUUUUUUAGCUCAAGUGCUGUUUUAGAAUAGUGAUGUCAGUGUUUUUUUUUUUUUUUUUUUUUUUCAUUUGUUUUUUUGGCUCCAAUCUUUCUGUGCAUUUUUUUUUUUUUUUUCACUUACUCACUCACUCUCAUAUUCCUCGCUGAGUCACAAGGAUCUUCCAGUACUGAGGCCAAGAGGAUCAAGAUGCUAUUUUUUUAAUUUCCUAUCCUAUAGUCCGAUUUUUUUUACUACUGAAAUCCUGUUUUUAAUAUUUUGAUGGAAGUGUAAUUUUUAAAUCCUUUUGUUAAUGGAAUUGUGUACCUUUUGCCUUGAUUUUUUUUUUUACAUAAUUGGAUCUUUUAUUUUCCAUGUGUUUUGUAUUGACGGAUGGAAGAUCUUGAGUAAACACGUGUCCAUGUCUGUCGUGACCUCAAGGAAGAGUUUAUUUUAUUUCACGGAUAAGAAAAAAAGUGUAAUAUUUCCACACACACAAACACAGAGCUGCAAAAAACAAAGUAACAGACAUACAGACAUGCAGCCACUCCCUGACAGACAGUAUCAUCUCAAGUGCAAUUUCUGAUCUCUGCAGAACAAAAAUAAAAGAAGAAAAGAGUAACAUACCCUGAAAAACUAACUAAUCAAAUUCCUGAAGAUUAGUAUGUUGCAGUUAUUUUGACAGCAAAGGACUUGAGUUAGGCAUCAAAGUUAUGAUACUAAAAUAAAUGUCAUUCAUGGAGUUUAUAAUAUAAAUUCCAGUCAACUGAACAAGGCUGGUUGUGUGCACUUGUGUGUGUGUGAAAGAGAGAGAGAGAGAGAGAGAGAGAGAGAGAGAGAGAGAGAGAGAGAGAGAGAGAGAGAGAGAGAGAGAGAGAAUUUUAAUGUGUGAAUGUGUGUGCAUUGAUCGAUACGCCUCACUCAGUCAGUAGCAGUACGUACUAAUCGAUCAGCAAAAUAAAUCAGCUUCCUGUAUAUUUUUCACAGCACCAUAGCACUCAUGAAAAUGCAAAAUAAAUCACGGCUUCAUUUGACACUCGUCCCCCAUCACACCUCUGCUUACAUGGAAAAAAAAAAUAAUAUAACCAUCACCAUAACCGCUACAAUAACCACCCAUUGCUUUCACCUUGCACACAACCCACACACUUCACCAAUGCAUUACUUAUAGACAACCUCAGAUAUCAAAAUUCUUCCUGGAUACAUAAGAACACUCGCAUGUGCCUGUGCUUUGGUCCCUCAGUUAAGCAGAUGCUACUAUUAUUGUUGCUCUUUGGGGGAGUACACAGUGAGUCUGGCUUUGUUGGUCAGGAGAACAUGUUGCCUUAGGGAGAGAGAGACUCUUGUAAAAUAUUGUUGUUGUUAGGACUUUCUGGGUUCAGCCAUUAAGACUACAUGCACAUACUGCAGUUAGUACACACAAACACAUACACAUGAUAUGGAAACUCACUAACAUGAAGUACACGCACACUGACACACACACACACACACACACACACACACACACACACACACACACACACACACACACACACACACACACACACACACACACACACACACACACACAGGAAAGCCAAAUAACCAACAAGUCUUCCAUACGAAUGAGAGAAUUUACACUGAUCACAAAUGAAGGAAAAGUCAGGCACCAGUGAUUUUUCAAAUAAGUAUUGCAUUGAACUUAUCAUCAUCAUUAUCAGCAACAGAGAAAGGCAGUAAUCACAUUAAAACAAGUUAAUGUCAAUGGUCUUUUUCUCUGCAUUAAGGGAAUAUACAUACAGACACACACUCAACAUUCACAGCAGAGCUCAGGUUUCUUCAUUAAUGUCUCUUCCAUUUAGUUAUAUUAAAAUGUAUCCUUACUCUUGUGAACACUGAAUUUUCAAAGCAAACAGUGAUUUGAGUAGUUUUGCCACAGUUGGCAAGCCUGACUGUCUAACAUGUCACAAAGAAAAUGUUAUUUAUAUUGAGAUUUAACCCUUUGAGUUCUUUGUUAUAGAUAUCAGAUGCCACAUUCAUACAUUACUUUUCUUGUUUCUUCUUCCAUUCAGUCAAAAUUAACUUGUGAUUUUAGUUAAGGAUACAUUUUUGUAUGACUGUACACUUCCACCACUCUGUUGCAGCCUUCUCAUAGUGGUCUUUGAGUCAUUGCUUUCAAUGCAGUUUUGUUGUGUUGCAGCCUGGAUAGAGAUUGAACUAGGAGCUGAAUAUUUGUGUGGAGAAACUUGAGAGAAUUAAAACUCGUGUGAAUAUUUAUGUGGCGAAAAAAGUAACUUCUGAGAGAGAGAAUUAAAACAUAAGAGAGAGAAAAGAACCCAUACAAAUAUCCAUGUUAAAUAAGAAAUAGCCCAAUUUUAGGCAGUAAGAAGUAUGGGAAAGAAAAAAAAUGUGAAUAUUGAUGGAGCAAAGAAUAACUCCAAAGAGAAAGUUGAACAAAUAAAAGGGAAAGAACCAUUGCUAAUAUCUGUAGGGCAGAGUAACUUGAGAGAAAGAACUGAAAAGUACAGGGAAGAAAAGAACCUGCGUGAAUGUCUGUGGGAUAAUUAAAUUCAGAGAGAGAAUAAAGAAACAAAAGUAUGAGAGGAAAUCAUGUGAAUAUCUAUGAGUAAAGGAGUAACCUCAGAAAGAGAGAGAGAGAGAGAAUAAAAAGAAAAGUAGGAGAGAAAAAAUCAUGUGAAUAUCUGUGGGGAAAAGACUAACUUCAGAGAGAGAAUAAUCCAAGCAAAGAUCUGUCAAGACUUUUUGGCUGAUGAAUUAUUCUUUUUGAGAGCCUGUGCUGUGCAUUGAGUGUGUACAUUGUGACUCAGUUAAGGAAUGAUUGGUGGAGGUUAUGGUAUUCUUACAAUGAAGGAAUAGGAAUACUUGAGUGGAUGUUUUCAAAGGUUUAUGGGUGACAAUGAAGGUCAACUUAGGAAUGGAAGACUGGAAAGAUUUACUAGCGAUAACCAAUGACUGACUCCGAGGUUCUUACACUGUGAAUGAAUGAAUGAUGACACUGCAGCUGUGUUACAACUGAUGACUAGGAAAGUUUUAUGUGUACUGAGUAUAAAAGUUUGGCUCAGAAUCGUAUCAUCAAUGAAUAAAUGACUAGGUUUUAGGAAAUGAAAGAAUGAAUGACAAUAUGCAAACUGUUCAUGAUUGAGAAAGUUUACAUGAACCAGAUAUAAAAGUUUGCUUCAUAUUUGUACCAUCAGUGAGUUAAUGACCGGGAGGUCUUUGUGAAUUGAAAGAAUGAAUGAUAAGUUUAAAGUUGUGUGCUGAUUAAUGAAGGAUCCACGAAUGUGUACUGAUGAUUAAAGUUUGCAUACGAAGGUUUUAUGUGUGCUGAUUACAAAAAAAAAUAUAUAUAUAUAUUGCUUAGUUAAGUCUAAUAAUCCAUGUAAUCCAUCAGUGGCCGAAUGCAGAGGAAGGUUAUGUAUUGUGAAUGAGUGGACAGUGGGAGCAUCUGUGUUAUGACUGAGAAAGCUUUGUGUAUGCUGACUAUAUAGAAAGAGUCACAUAGUUAAGUCUUGUAAACCAUCAGUGGAUGAAUGCAUAAGUUUACAUGUGUGACAGUUGACUGUUGAGAAGGAUUAGGUAAUAAUUAUCACGCACCAAAAGUAAUGAAUAAAGAAGGAAAGCUGUAGUAUAGCAUUAAGUCACUAAGUACGGCUGACUCGGGAGUGACACACAGCCAUGAGUGGUGUGACACUGCCAUGGGGUGCUGUGCUGUCCCUCCCCUGUCCUCUUGUAUGCAUCUCUAGCUCACUUCUGUUUCAUGUACAUAUAUAUUCCUGCUCCUCCAAACAUUAGCCUGUACUCUUUUUGUACCAUAACAGCAUAACAUGUUUUAUUUAUACCACUAGCUGUUAAGACCUUGGCUGAUUUAGGUAUAGCAUCUCUUAGGACUGUAUUGAUUAUGAGUGGCUGACCUGUACACCAUGUGAUAUUGAGUCAUCAGCCUUGUUACUCACUGGCUUCUUAGGGUCAUUCAUGGCAUCGUUAACUCUCUGUGAGCCAGAGUGUCGGUAGAGUGCAUGGUGAGUGUUGGAGUGUUGCAUUCACUAUUACUCUGCAUAGAUGAAAACCUGUGGUGAGUGUGUGCAAAGUGUGAUGUGAUAUUUAUCUUAUUAUUCAUUCCCCAUAGAAGACUUCCACUACCCAUAUGAAGCUUAGGUGUAAAUAAUGAUAUCAUUUACUCUGUUUAUUCAUUGUCAAACCAACAUUGUACACCAGCUGUAGGAAGAGAAGGUGCAGGAGAUGGAGGAAAAGAGGCACUGCAGUGAACAUGAUGCACAAGAGGAGAGAAUGAUGAUCUGAAAGGAUGGGAUGAAAAACAAAGUACAUUUUUAUUAUGAAAUAGAUGUUGAAGAUAAGAAAUACUUUAUAUAAUACAUGUUUAUUUAUUUUUUACACACAUAUGAUGAGAAUUGGAAUGAAUUGUUGUAUCUGUUUAUAUGAUGUGGCUUUAUCUGGUUGAUGAAAUUGUUGAAGAUUCCUGAGCUUAAAAGUUUUACCUACAUGAAGUUAAAAGUGAUAAGAAAAGAAGAAACAAAAACGUGCCUUAAAAUAACAGCAACAAACAAUUUUAGAAGAGAAAACAAAUUGAAAUAAUAAACCAAAAGGUGACCUGACAUAAAAAAAAGAAAAAGGAAAACUUUAAUUGGAUACUUUCAUUAUUAUUUUUAUACAUUUUUUCCACUAAUGACAGCAAGAGUGAGCCUUUCUGUGAUAUACGAUUAUUCAUCAUUAUUUUUUGGCGGGGGAUUUUGACCUCCAUUGAUGAGAAGAUGCAAGGAAGAGAAAGGAAGACUAUGAUGAUGAUGAUGAUGAAGUUAUGAAAAUGAAUGAUGAUAGUUAUUGCUACAAUAGUGAGGUCACAGAGAUGAUGAUAAUGAAAAAGAAGAACAGCAAGAAGAGACGUAUACACCUAAUAAUAGCUGUAAUUAACCUAGCGUGCUAUUCUACCGGUCAGUGUUUACAUUACAGAUCAGGGUGACUUGAGUGUGCCCACCCUUGGCUUUAAGUGGUCUUAGUGCACCAGAUUUUGGCCUUACAAUAAACUCCUUACUAACAUCAACUUGCUACAGACCUCAGUGUUAAUCAUAUUGGCUUGUAACCUAUUCCCCAUCGUAGAUGUCCCCCUUGUUAGGACGCCUCCCCAUCGUCUCUCUCUGUCUCUCAUUAAGCAAGUUUAAGUAUGUAUAUUGUAAGGUUCAGUGACUUAAGGUUUGGUUGUUUCAGUGUAUGGAGUGGCAUGGUGCAGUGCUUUUGUGUUUGUGGUGGUGAUGUGUGCUUUGGCGGGCAGCUGUGAGGGUGUGCGUGUGUGUGAGUGUGUGUGAUGAGUCUCUUUCUUGUUACUGAGGUUCUUUGUGUGACUCUAUAUGUUGAAGUAGGCACAGUAGCAACCUUGUGUUGAGUGCUACUAGUGUGUGUGAAAUGAGUGUGAAAGAUGGUAGGAAAAUUCAGGCUGAAGCAGGAACACUACUAUUUUGGCCAUGUCUCUCUGAAGAUGUGAAAUCAUAACAUCAGAGAGCAUACUACUGCAUCAGCCUGAGUAUUCCUUUCCACCUCUCCCAGUCAUUUGUCUCAUCUUUGAUCUGUAUAUGCAAUGUACCCACACCAACACACACAAACACUAUACACACUAACUUCUGCACAAGUGAGUCAGUGAAUGAGACCCCUGCCUGCCCCUCCUGUGUCCUGAAGGUGCUAUUGCUGCCACUGCCCUGCCUGCCCUUGUGCUCAGUGAGGAUCAGGUGAGGCAGCUGGUCAGGCCAUGAGUAUUUUAGGUGUGGUGAGAAUGUGUUGGUCAAGGUGGUCAAGUGCAAGGGCUUGAAAGGAUGUUCAGAAAUUUGCCAAUGAGAAGAACUGAAAAAAUUAUUAUGGUUAAAGAGGUAUUUGAAAUUUUUAGUGGUUUGAGUGGUUUGAGUGGUUAGAAGAAUUGCUGUAAUUAGAUACAUAGAUACUUCAAGUGCAAUGGUUAGAAAGAUGUUCAGAAAACUUAUUAUGAGAAGAUCUGAAAAAUUACUAUGGUAUUUAAAAUUUUUAGUGAUUUGAAAAGCAUUGAAAAAUUGCUAGUUAAAGAGGCAUUUGAGGAAUUUACAUGUUGGUGAGAGAGAAGCUUUAACAACUUAAUGAUAAUCAAUACAAAGAGAGACUUAAAAAAAUAUAUACAGUUUAGAAACAUACUUUACAAAUUAUUAUAUUGGUAAUGAGAAACUUUUAAACUUGAUGGUGGAAGAGAAACUUGAAAAAAAAUUAUUAUCAUUACUUUUAUUGUAUGUAGCUUUUGAUUACAGCCCUAAAAGAAAGCACUGAAUGAUCCAUACCUAGUGGGAAACAUGAAGGUGUGGAAUGUUGAAAAUUCUAUCAUGUGUUUUGAAUCCCAAAUUUUAUAGUGUGUGUGUGUGUGUGUGUGUGUGUGUGUGUGUGUGUGUGUGUGUGUGUGUGGUGAGAGCUUUAACACUUGCUACAUAAAAAUUCAGCUAAAGGACAUUAUUUUAUUCUAUUUUAUUAUUUCUUAUUUUUUUAUCAUUGAUGCCUAAAUUUAGUUAGGUUUUAAAAUAUGUUCAAGUUGAGUUUUAAAAUGAGUAGCAUUGACUAGGUGUUUAGAAGCUGGUUCCUGUGUAGAAUAUUUAGCAGAAGUUUUAGAUGAGCUGGAGGGAAGGUGAAGUGUAUGUCAUAUAUGUGGUUUAACAGUGAGAGAGAGAGAGAGAGAGAGAGAGAGAGAGAGAGAGAGAGAGAGAGAGAGAGAGAGAGAGAGAGAGAGAGAGAGAGAGAGAGAACGUACAUAAUUUUGUUCAUGGUGUCUACAGUGCAUUUUACUUUCCAGAAGCAUCUGUAAACUUAAACAACAAUAUCAGCAAUCAUAAUCAGGAUAACCACUAAACAUUUGCAUUGGUACAUAAGGAACAAUAGCUGUCAUUUCAUUCUGAAUCAUUAUAACCAAGUGUGGUCUGUUCACUAGAAGAUGGCAGAGUGAGUUUUAAUUUGUGUCAUGUAUCAUAAACCCAAAACUUUUCACUUACAUUAAGCACCAGAGAGAAAGUGUGUGUGUGUGUGUGUGUGUGUGUGUGUGUGUGUGUGUGUGUGUGUGGCAUGACCCUCCUCCUCCCGCCACACAGCCGAGGGACAGAGUCAGAAAGCUGUGCAGUGUUGUGUGUACCCUGAACCUGACUGUACAUAGUGGAGAAUAUUUUUUUAUAGCGGGUGUGGGGCAGGUGUGUGUCCGUCUGCCCGCCACCCAGUGCAGCGAUGAGUUGUGUAAAGAAUAAAGUGUUACACGAGA
Molecule: messenger RNA, 12538 nt
Organism: Scylla paramamosain (green mud crab)
Lineage: Eukaryota; Metazoa; Arthropoda; Malacostraca; Decapoda; Portunidae
Gene: Klp31E
Product: kinesin-like protein KIF21A
Biological process (GO): spindle elongation; mitotic spindle organization; microtubule-based movement
Cellular component (GO): microtubule associated complex
Molecular function (GO): microtubule binding; ATP binding; microtubule motor activity
Source: RefSeq, a predicted model, not a curated record